ACCAGUUGCGAAAGAGAACAAAACAUCUGAAAUCAUUAUGUUUCGCUGAGCUUAACAAAGUUGGAAUCCCCUUCAAUGAAACGUUUAAACCAAAACAUGUGGGGGUGUUUCGCGAUGAAAAAUAUAAGCUCAUGUCAUUUCUUGUAGCCAAAAUUGGUUCAACUUUUUUGAAGCAAAUGCACCAGAUAGUCCAUAAUGGGAUCGAGACAGCUGAUGGUGUAUUUAGUUUGUCCAGAGAAAAGGUACACUCCGAUAUAGCGAACCGGCAAAAACUACUGAACAUAAAUAACAUACAGGAUUACACGGAGAAGCACGAAUGGGUUUUCCGAACGAUCUGAUUUCGACAGAACACCAGUUGCGAAAGAGAACAAAACAUCUGAAAUCAUUAUGUUUCGCCGAACUUAACAAAGUUGGAAUCCCCUUCAAUGAAACGUUUGAACCAAUACAUGUGGGGGUGUUUCGCGAUGAAAAAUAUAAGCUCAUGUCAUUUCUCGUAGCCAAAAUUGGUUCAACGUUUUUGAAGCAAAUGCACCAGAUAGUUCAUAAUGGGAGCCAGGUAGCUGAUAGUGUAUUUGGCUUGUCCAGAGAAAGCGUACACAUCAAUAUUUCGAACCAGCCAAAACUACUUAACAUAAAUAACAUACAGGAUUACACGGUGAUGAUAUUUUCUAGAAAUCCUUAUGCAAGGUUAUUUUCAUUUUAUAUUGAUAAAAUUUACAUGCCUAAUGCAUAUCACGUUUUCAUAGAAGAAAUACAAAAUUUCUAUCCGGGAAAGAAAUGCUUUCUAGAUACAACAUUUUCCGACUUUAUCAAGUUUGUUAUUGGCUUCUCUGGAAAUCCACCACUGUACGACCAUUUCUGCCCGUCUUCCAACUGGAUAACGUAUGUACCUCUCAUUUGCCAUGCCAAUGACUUGUACAUAAUUAAGCAAGAGACAUUUUCCAGAGAUGUUGACCAUGUUCUAAGGUCUAUUGACAUUGAAUCAAAGACAUACAACACUAUACGUGGUGCUCUCUUCGAUAACAAAGCAGAUAUCUAUCUCCCUGGCCUGAUUGAAUCCUUCUAUGAAACUACACUAAAACGUCUCGUCAGACAAUAUCCAUGUGUAAAUGCGGAAAAAUUGCCAUUAAGACUUUGGUCAGCUCUCCAGAUCCAAGGGUACAUUCCAAAGCGAUGUGGCUUUCCAAUGGAUAAGUUUAAUCCAAAAAGCUUAUUAGGAGAUAAGAACUUCAUGUUAAAAUUGGUAAUGGCUACUGUGCGUGAAAACCCGAUGUCUGAGGACGAGAGACGAUCACAGCGGACUGCUGCGUUGCAUGAAGCAUUUGACAGCAUUGACGAACAGGCAAAAGAGAAGCUUGUAAACAUGUACCGGAUGGAUUUUACACUAUUUGACUAUGACACGAACAUCCCAUAGAAUGUGCUAGAAACUGCUUACUGCAUCGUAACAAAUGUAAAAUUAAAGAAAUAUAACACACAACUGAGGGCCAUAUGACAUAAUAAGGACCGGCCAGUCAGCCAACGAAGGUGUAUAUGGACCGAGGCGUUAGCCCAUAUCCUUUCAAAUUUCGGGGGCUGACUGGCAAGUCCAUAUAAUGCCAUAUGACCCUUAUAUUAUAUUCUUUAUAUUAUAUCGA
Messenger RNA from Mya arenaria, 1634 nucleotides. RefSeq lists its product as uncharacterized. Lineage: Eukaryota; Metazoa; Mollusca; Bivalvia; Myida; Myidae. Gene Ontology annotation, cellular component: membrane. Gene Ontology annotation, molecular function: sulfotransferase activity. Gene Ontology annotation, biological process: carbohydrate biosynthetic process. The transcript has 2 exons. The record is from RefSeq and is a predicted model, not a curated record. Bases 317 to 1414 code for a protein of 365 amino acids.